AUGAACAUCGAUUCAUUCCAACAACUAAAAGCGGGAAUCGGAAGUUUACGGUUGAAGAGAUGUGGAUCAAUACCGGCUUUGACAAUCUCCGUCGUUUACGCGCCAAUAUCAAACAGUGACGAAGAAGAAGUCGAAGUAUUCUAUAAAAAAUCGGAGAAGUUCUGCAGAGAAGAGCACAGAUUUUUUAAGGUCAUCAAUGGAGAUUUUAACUAUAAGAAUGGACCAGAAGGACGUUUGGAGAACAGUGCACCAAGACCUACGGAUUAG
Molecule: messenger RNA, 267 nt
Organism: Angiostrongylus costaricensis
Lineage: Eukaryota; Metazoa; Nematoda; Chromadorea; Rhabditida; Metastrongylidae
Source: the annotation of a GenBank genome assembly